Messenger RNA from Encephalitozoon cuniculi GB-M1, 642 nucleotides. RefSeq lists its product as uncharacterized. The transcript has a single exon. Bases 1 to 642 code for a protein of 213 amino acids. NCBI's taxonomy places the organism in Eukaryota, Fungi, Microsporidia, Unikaryonidae. The record is from RefSeq and is marked provisional.
AUGGACUCUGCUAAUGGAUGCGGCAUUUUAAAGAAAGAGAGAAGAAGUGAAGAACACCAUUAUAAGGUGCACAGACGGGUUCUCCGGUGGAUGAAGAGUGCUGAGAAGAUCAAGCGUGAGUUGGAUGAGGGCUAUGAGAAGAAGUGGAGAAAUAGAUCGAUUGAAGAGAUUAAGGAGCAGAAGAAGGUGCAUGACAUAGUGGAAGUGAUGAAGCUCCUCAGGGACAAGGAGGAGUGUGACAGGUUUUUUGUCCGGACUGGCAAGUACAUGAAGGGCGGGAGUGAGAGAUGGAAGAUGGUAGCAAAUGGGAUACUUGAGGAGGGAGGGGAGAAGAAGGUGAGAAAGGUCGAGGUUGGGCUUUUCAAGGGCGAGAGAGGAGGGAGUGUGGUCUACCACCUGAUGUUCAGGCCCACGGAGACUGAGAGGACAGGAAGGGUCGGAGGCUCGUCGUUUGGGAAGUAUGAUGAUGUGGAUGAGAUAAAGAAGGAGGAGUCCUCGGAUAUGUCUGGGUUUCGGUAUCCUCCUGGUGUCCGGUGUGAAAUGACGAGUAAUGGGAAUGAGUUCAGGAUAGAGUACCGGAAUCCCAAGAACACCAGCGAGGUUCUCCGGACUCUCACUAUUCUUCGGAUUCCUGAGAUCUGA